UCUGCAGGGCAAAGAUUUAAUACUCAUUCCAUCUUCCAUUGGAAGAACGUCUCCGACUCAUCACCCAAUCGCCUUGUCUCAUCACUCUGCCUCAUCGCUCGGCCUACUGCAAGUCUUCCCUUUCUGGCAAUUCGAUCGACAUAUCACGACAAAAAGUCCAUCCCGCAGAUACGCACCUCAAGCCAUUGGCGAACAAGUCUCGUUCACGACAUUCGAAAAUCACAUCACACACAUCAUGACCUACACGGCCAAACGCUACGAGACGCUUAAGCGUCUGGGAAUCGAGCAACUCCCACCUCUCCACGCCUGCUCAACGAACGAGAGCGAUACGAGCGACAACACUUUCGCCAUCAUCAACCCUCUCACAUCGACAAUGCCCAUUCGUGAACGCCCGGUUCCAGGCCGCAGAUGUCCCACCUGUGCGGCUCGUGGGGCAACGGUGUGGGUCAUCCCCGGCAAGCGCUGUCCAUCAUGCGGCACUGAGGUCUGAUCGAUCAAAAGGGAGAGAUAGCGCGAGGGGACUUUGUGGUUCUUUCGCGCAUCUCGAGGGAAUUGUCUUUGGGGAGCCAUCGCAUGUACCAUAUGUGUGCAUGCAAUUACGCACGCGUGCACGAUGGACAUAUUCGGGCUGGCGUGAUGGCGCAUUGGUUAUCUGUAUCUUUUGAAACGAGCGGGGAGUUAGGGAAACUUGCGGUCUGAAGCAGAUGGAAAUUUCUUGUUACUGGCAAGGCAUUGGACAUACACGUGCACAUGCUGCUCUGCGGGAGUUGGAUGGCAGGAGCAACAGAGGCGUGAUGGCAUUGCUCAAUUCUGUUCUCUUCAUCAUCAGCGUUCUUAGCGUAGCGAGCGCAAAAAGUUUUCUUGUAUGAUAUCGAUAGGUCAAACAAGCCGGGGCGAUGCAUGAGACUUGGGAUAAUUAAUCAACUUGGAUCACUGGUCUGAACAGCAAA
Messenger RNA from Cercospora beticola, 950 nucleotides. RefSeq lists its product as uncharacterized. The record is from RefSeq and is a predicted model, not a curated record. Lineage: Eukaryota; Fungi; Ascomycota; Dothideomycetes; Mycosphaerellales; Mycosphaerellaceae.